Molecule: messenger RNA, 19786 nt
Organism: Porites lobata
Lineage: Eukaryota; Metazoa; Cnidaria; Anthozoa; Scleractinia; Poritidae
Source: the annotation of a GenBank genome assembly
AUGGAAAAAAGAGGUAAGCGUGAGUCACAUUUGACAAUUUUUAUGGUUAGUUAUAACGUCGCCUAACACUAAUCACGGUCGUGAACGUAUUGUAAUUCUCGGGUAAUUACCCAAACUUGAGCAGAUGCACAUUCUAUUUUUAUGAUAUUUUUAAUAAACCUUUAUCAUUGCAGUUAAGAAGACUUGUCUCUAAAACUAAAUAAAUAAAUUUCCGUUAUUUACCCUGGGCAGUAUUUAUAGCAUUAAUGUUAGUGGGGCCUAGCAAAUGCCUUAAACAAAUAAUUUAAAUCAAACUUAACAGGGUUAAGAAUCCCAACUGGCCGGAGGCAAACCAGCUGGCUAUUUAUAAGCGUGGUCGCCAGAGAAUUUGAACUCGGGACUAUCCAGAACAAAUCCAGCAAGCGGUCAGGGCGGGACUUUAAUUCGGGGCUUCGCGAUUACAAGUCCAGCGCUCUAACCGCGCGGCCACACUGCCUCCUUCUAUUGAGGUUGAUGAUUUGUUGUUUUUUUGAUGUCGGACGUUAUUACUUCCAGUCACUUACGAUGCAUGUUUUUAAAGCCCCGUGCAAACGGACGCAACAUUGUUGGAUGUUACAUGGUGCGUCCGUUUGCACACCUUGUUGCAUGUUGUUGGAUGUUGUUGCGUGUUGUUGCGCAAAGUUUGAAAACGGUCAAACUUUUCAGCCAACAACUCCCAACAUUUCUUUUGUUGCGUGAUCGCCGAAGCGUAGCGCAACAAUGUUGGAUCCGUUUGCACAGCUCUUCCAACAUUGUUGGGGCCACGCACGCUCAUUACGCAUGGUUUACAAAGACUUAUGGGUUGCAUCCCUCCCACGAUGCACUGCAGGUCCCAACAUUGUUGGGAGUUGAUGCAUCCGUUUGCACACCACUGCCAACACGCUCGCAACAACUCCCAAGAUUGUUGGCGUAGCAAUGUUGGGAGUUGUUGCGUCCGUUUGCGCGCAGCCUAAGACCGUUUCUUAUAUUUGGAGGGGCUUGUACAUGGAGGGGCUUAUCUUCGGAAUUUUACAGUAUGUUUAUGUGGGAUCUACAAUAUCUCGAGGUGGAGAUGGGUCGGAGGAAAUAAGGAGAAGGCUUGCUAUGGCAAAGAACAAGCUUUCGAAGUUGAAAUUCUUGUGGAAUGGUCAAGAUCCUCAAGCAAAACAAAGAAUUCUUAGAGCAUGCGUUCUCCUCAUAGCUGCAUAUGGCUGUGAGACGUGAAUUAACGCUUUUGAAAUGAAAUGCUGCAGGAAAAUUUUAAAAAUAUCAUGGACGAAGCACGGAACAAAUAAGUCAGUUAGGGAGGAACUGAAAGUGGAUGAUCAAUGGUUACAGAUCUUUAUAAAGGAACAAAAGCUGAAAUACUUUGACCAUUUAAAAAGAAGUGAGAGCUUGGGAAAACCCAUUUUGGAGGGAAAGAUAGAGGGGAAAAGAGAAAGGAGAAGAACGAGAAGGCAGUGGGAUAAGGACAUACGGGAUGUUUUUGCAACAUUUCCUAACAGAAGUUGGAAGAUUGGCAAUUGACAGAAACUGUUUCCGCUGAAGUAAAACGAACCACUUUUCGGGACAAGUAAUUUUAAUGCUCGCUUAUUCUUAACACGAAGCAGAUUCAUGCUAUUCUUUGAAAGGUACUCUUUAGUUUUAGAUGCACUUUUAAUUGCUCCAAACCUUGCUCUGAAGUCUAAUGACUUGCUCCUCGGCUUUUUUGGAAUAUCCUUUAACAGUUUUGGCUGAAACGUCUGCUUCAUAUCUUUAAAUGUCUCAUCGGCUUUUACGACUGUGCGUUGGCUUCCAAUUCAAGAAAUAGGUUUUGGGUCUAUAAAGUACAUCGUAUCAGAAAUCAGGUAGAAUUUUCGAGCACCUUUAUAACUGGUAAAUGGGCACGGGUAGCAGUUCUGCAAGGAAUUUGCACCUCAGCCAGAGAUACCUUGAUGUUGAUGAUGAUUAUGAUGAUGAUGAUGAUGAUGAUGAUGAUGAUGAUGCCCAUGCCUACGAACCGAUCUGAAUACACCGAAUGCAAAUAUGGCGGACCUCUCGGCCGGCCCGGGUAUAGUUGCGCGAAAGCGAGGCUAGUCAGGCCUCAAGAGUUUUGUUUUGACUGCGCUUCUUGGCGAUUGAGUCGAUCGAUAUGGCUUGCUUCGAGUUAUUGCGUGCCUGAUCGCCACCAAAAAGGACAUUUUACUCUAGCUGAAACUGCCUUUACUUUCCCGAGAUCUUUUCACAACAAAAGUUAAGGAUUCAUGCCAUUCUGCGCGGCGAUAGGAAGCACUUUACGGCGAAAAGGCAAGUGUGCUCGCCUCACUUGCUUUAGAGAGGCCCUGCCAGGGUAAAUUCCGACAAGCGACAUGACCCAAAAAGUAGCGACAGAGCCUAAAAUGAAAUCGCGACAAGCGACAAGCGACAACCUCCUUCGUCCAAAUUGCGACAGUGACCGCAAAGCCGAGAAUAUGCGACAAAGAACAGUGGUUUGGCUAAUAUAUCACCAGUCUGAAUGCCAAGAAGAAGUAAUCUUCGUCAAUUUUCCUUGCGCUUUAGAGAUUGUCUCUCUUCAGGGAGUUUCAGUGGACCCUCCUGAGCGCGUCGCGUUGGCCCGUCGCGUAGUCUUCAGUUACGUGAUCCCGCACAACUCCUGAGAGACCUUGGAACUAGGUUGUCCGUCAAAUAGCUUAAUUUUACACACACUUUACAUCUCUUGUAAUCACUACUUUCAUAUAGACCAUAAUGCACCUUGUUUUCCCCCUCAGAAUUUUGCAUAACCAUUGUUUCUAAAAUCUCCAGGGUAUCACAGUCGUCCCAAGAGAAAUCGAAAACAAUGGUUAUGCAAAGUUUUGGGGGGGCUAAACAAGGUGCAUUAUGGUCUAUGUGAAAAUGGCGAAUACUUUGCUAGUUUUUGAACUUCUCACAUCCUUGUCGACCUCUGUCGGACGGUGUCGACGGUGGAGAGACCAGGGACCAGGUUACAAACUUAACCACCGACCUUCCAGCCGCUCUCACAGAGUAGACCUCCGUUAACCGGCCUUCACGUACGAUUUAUCACGUUCAACAUUUUGAAAAAUGUUGAACGUGGAUCACUUAGGGUGUGUUGACAGUGUUCCUUUAAGCGAAUCCAAAAACAGAUUUCUGAUCCGAGAUUUGCCGGAUUUCGCGGUCGAAAGGAACGUGAAAUCCGAAAUUGGAUUUGUGACCUUGGUAACCUUUCGCAAACGCGUGCAAUAUGCAUGACAGCCUGAGCCUCUCAAGAAAUGACAUGUUUUCUGCUGUUUGACAAAUUAUGCGAUUAUACCGUGCAGAAUUUUGUGGUCGGCAGUUCGAAUAACGACGAUGGAGCAUAAACAGAUCAAGAAAGGAGCGCGUUAAAGUUGAAAAUUUACUAAAGGUUGUCGGCUCAGUUUGAUCCAGUAUCGUAGCUCGGUCUUUUAUGUAACACGAUCAACUGCCUAUCGCGUCCACAAGUGAGUUUGUAGAAAGAUAGGAGAUAUUUGUCCCUUUUACUUAUUUGUGUUUUUCAGCAAUCUUUAGCGACAAAUGGUCAGCACAUGGAUAUUUUAGUGUACCACUAUGAACAAUCUUCUAGUGUUUCGUUUUACGGCAAAUGGCAGCAGUUAGGAAACUCUACGGGAAUACUUCAAUUGGAAAUACAGCUGGAUCAUCUGACUAAUUUCGAAUCCACUGUGAAUGGAACAGCGUAGAUCACUGAUCCGUUAAUCUGGAUUCGGAUUCUUCGGAUUUCAAAUCCAAUGUGAAUCCUUUUUCAAAAAGGAUUCACCAGAUCAAAAAUCCGAAUUUGGAUUUGCCGAAAGGAACGCGAAAUCCGUUUUAAGAUCGAAAAUCCGUUCUUGGAUUCUCCGAAAGGAACACACCCUUAAUUGUGAAUGGCGAUGUAUAGGUGUUCUAUACGCGAAAGGUUAACAGAGAAGUUGCACAACUGUAAUGGUUUCUUUACAACGCAUCGCUAUCCCCCUUUUCUAAAAUUCCGACAAAGACAAAAAGUUUUCGUUCAAUUUCCGACAACGACGUGAAGCAUUAAUAAACACUGACACGAGACGUUUUAAAAUUCAGACGAGCGACAUGGGAGCUCCCCCUGGCAGGACCUCUUUAGAGGAGAGGACUCACGAAAGUAUUUUAGACAAGAGAUGGUGCUGUUCCAUGAUGUUUGCAUGGCGUGUUAUUUAUCCAACAAAAGGUAAACAUUUUGGAGAACGGGAGCAUCCGCUGUCGACUUUAAAAUCUUUUAGUUUUCACCUAUUAAAAUAUUGUAAUAGUGACGAGUGUGAAUGAAACACAACAACAACAAUAGCCUGUUAAACCUACAAGCGUGGCCUGUGAAACCAUGUAAGAACCAGAAGACAAGUUUUAAGAACAGUCCUUUGAUAAAAUUAAAGUGCACUGAAAAACUAACAAAGGAACUAUCGCGAACUAAGAAAGUGGAAAGAAGGAAGAAGUUGACGAGUGUGAAUGAAACACAACAACAACAAUAGCCUGUUAAACCUACAAGCGUGGCCUGUGAAGCCAUGGAAGAACCAGAAGACAAGUUUUAAGAACGGUCCCUUGAUAAAAUUAAAGUGCACUGAAAAAACUAACAGAGGAACUAUCGCGAACUAAGAAAGUAAAAAGAAGGAAGAAGGUUCUGGCAGGGAAAGAGCAUUCAGGUAUUCGAACAUUGUAUUUGCCCCUGCGCGUGAUCUAUUUUAGCAACUUGUCGAAGGGUUUCGAGUUUUCCAAAAAUUGCUACUUUUAUAGCACUGCUCAAAAUUCUUGAACACAGGAUCGUGAAGACUGUGAAGACAUUCGGCCUCGUUGUAAACAGUUCAUGCACAGAAGUGAGCCCGAUCGAUGAGAACUCCUAAGGAUUGUUAAGUCGCGACACAUCCAUUUGCCAUGCAUCUCCGCCCGCAAAUAGCAAAAGCUAGACAAGGCGGGCCAAGAGGAAUGUUUACCUUUCCUUGGUAAGAGAACGGUCAAAGCGAACUUGAAACAGAACCAUCGUUCGGGAAUUGUCCCAUUCAAAUAGUUUCGUGAGUCUUCUCUUCUGAAGUGAAGCGAGCACACUUUCGUUCGUUUGACUCCGUGAUAGUAUAGUGCUUCCAUUCGCCGCGCCAAAUCACUAGAUUUCUUUCUUCGUCAAGAAUCUUUUUUUUUCUUUUUUUCUUUUAACGUUUAUUAAAUACUCCACAGCGUUACAAUACUAACGUUACAUGGCAUUGCAUGAUAUUACAUUACAAUAAAUUACAAAUACAUUACAUUACAUUACACUAUGAACUUUAACGGUAAACUAACUAUACAAAACAAGAAAAAUACGUUAUAAGUACAGAAGACACUAGGGUACAGAGUCUAAAGGCAGAGCCCACUUCUUAUUAAAUUUGUCCAUUUUAUUAGUUUUAACACAUAUGUACUUUUCUGUUUCAUACUUAAUUCUAACCUUGGAUGAAAAGGCAGUUAUGACUGGAAGAGUCUGAUUUCUUCUACAACCUCAUAAGUAUAGUUUACCGAUCAUUAUCAAAUAAUUCAGUAAAGGGCAAUUUGUAUAUAAUAUAUAGAUUUAGCCAGGGCUAAAGAGCGAAGCUCCCAUUAAUAAAUAUAUAAUUUAAAUCAAACAAUAAACUUGUAAUCCACAAAUCCGUUAACUUAAGGCACAUUCACGUGGCUUUUUAGAGAAAAGCUAAGUGAUUUUAGAGUGAAACAUCUCACAUCAGGUUGACUUAUAUGUUCACCCAAAAAAUAGCAAUCAUCUUCGAUCACAUUCAAGAGCCAUAACGGCUCUUGAUCACAGUAGAUUAGGCCUGGAAAACAAAUCAGGCUGAAUCUUUUGCGUUCGAUAAGUUUACUUUACAAAAUCUUGCCAACAAAUCUGGAAGCUUCUGGAGGUGUGUAAACCAACCUUUUAUACUUUUUAUACAUCACAUCUGAGGUGAAGCAGUACUAUGAGACGCUGUAUUUAUCAUACAGACCUCGGACAGAAUGCAGUAUUUCACUGUUUUUCAAAACAAUUGUACUCAGUCAAUAUUCAGGACGAUCAAUCGUUGGCUUUUAGCGAACCGUUCAAAAAUUUCAAAAAAUCACCUAUACGACCAGUCGGUUCUCGGCUUUUGACAAGCGGUCAAUUGUGUGAAUGAACAUUAAUAGAGUCGCGCUUCAACAUAAUAACGAAUUUAUUAUGUUAAUUUUUUUUAUUUAAUGGCUUUAUAACGAUGUGUAAUCUUGAAAAGCGUUUGAUACGCGCGACAUUUUGAGUACUCCUGCAAGCGAUGUUCAUGAAAGACUGAAAACAAACGGCACAGCGAUUAAAAUUUCAAAAGAGACUUCUAACAAUCAAUAAAAGAAAUGUAAUUCGGUGAAACAUUUCAAGAGACAACAAUUUUCAUUCACUAAGACAAGUAUAAAAGGAGUUUGCCUUUUGGUCGAGGGUCGAGGGUAACUAGUCGAGGGUCGAGGGUAAAUGGUCGAGGGUCGAGGGUAACUAGUCGAGGGUCGAGGGUAAAUGGUCGAGGGUCGAAAAAUCCUUCACAAUUAUUUCUGAAUUUUUUUCAAUUUAAAACCUAAAAUUCCCAAAUAAAGCAACCAAAGGAAAGAAGCGUGUCAGGAAGUUCAAUAAAUACCAUAAUACCAUUAAACUGCUGACUGAGGCAACCUUCGCCUAUCUGGUAAGUCAUCGUUUUGAUGUAAGUAUUUUCAUUGAUAGUCAUUACGAGCAUAGAAAUAGAUAGGAAACGUAUUUUAGUGCAGAGAGGUAACGUCAGUUACGAAAAGGGCAAGUCAGAAAGGUUAUACAAACUAGCAUUUUGCUUCACAUUGCAUGGUUCGCGUUUCAUGUUUUCUUUUAGCCUUAAUUGAUUAAGAACUUGACAAUAACCGGCCUAUCAUUGAUUGAACGUUAACUAACUACAUGAUACUCGGCAAACUAGUCUGACCAGGAUGCAGGGUGUGAAGUAUAAGUUGAACACGGAGCCCCCGUAAGUGGACUUGAAUGAUAGCUAAGGAAAUGAGUGAAAUGUAAAAUGACAAAGUGAGUAAAAGCUGAAUGAUGCUACUGAGCCGAUGUGGGCGAAUUUCAAAACGAACUGUUUCCGUACUCGUUUUACUUUUAUAUGAAAUAAAAUUUCAUAUUUUAUAUGAAAUAAAAUUAGUUUUAGAUAGUUUAGUUUUUAGUUUAGAUAGUUUAUUAAAAUAUCGAACAUGGCAGUCCGUAGACUGAAUUGCGUUACAAUUACUUAAAACUAAGAUUAAAUAAAUUCCAAAAUUAUAAAUACUAAUUGAAAUUAUAACAAAAAAAAUUUCUAUAAAAAUGCGAAAAACUCUCUAUAUAUAACUAGGUACAAACUAGUCCAAAAAAUUAUGUACACAUACUUGGAAUAAAAGUGUUCUUAAAACGAUUUGUAUGUGUGCGGGGCAUGGCAUAAGCCCUGGACUGUCUUAGAUUAUGUCUGUGUUCUCUCUUAGGAGGUAAGAGAGGCAGAAGUUUGUGAUCCGGGCAUGACGUGAUAGACUCGAAAAGCUUGCUACACAGGGUCACGCGUCUAGCGUGCAAGGUUACUAAAUCGAACCUGACCAAACAUUCUGAAUACGACGCAUAAGGACAAAUGAUGGAGAGCGCUCUCUUUUGCACUCGUUCGAUGUCGUCACUAAGAUACUGUGGAAGCGCAUGAUGGAAAACUGGCGCACAGUACUCUAAAACAGGUCUUAUCACGGUGCAGUAUAUAAAACAAUAACUUAGCAAUUCCUUUGCCCCCACUUUGCGCGCUUCCGUGAUUCGCAGCCCUUAUGAAAUUCGCACGCACUUUUACAAAUUACCUUUUGUUGGCCCCUUCUCGACUAACGCUCAACACAGAAUCAAGCGCUUAACUCAACGCUGUUGUAAGAACUUAGUCAUCAAGUUAGUGUUUGACCCAUACAAGAUCAAGAACUUAUUCAUUGCCAAGGAUGCGAUCUCUAAUUUAUCACGAUCCCUUGUUGUUUACAAAUUUUCUUGCGCAGGCUGUAGCGCCUGUUACGUCGGCGUAUGGAAAAGCCGGAAUCCGGAAUCCGGAAUCCGGAACCGGAGCAGGAAACGGAAACGGAACCUGAACUUAAAUUGAGACCAGGGUAAACUGUGAAGCACUAAAACCAGUUCCCGAUACCCGUGUGGGAAUAAAAUUCAAGAUGGCGUCGUCUGUUAUCAUUGGUUUUAUAAAUUUUUAGCCUAGUGAUCAUGAUACCAAAGGUAUACUCACAUUCGGAAAGUGACUUGCAAAAAAAAAGGUAAGUGCAUCCUACUGUUAUUCUUAGCAGUCGUAAACUGUGACUGCAGCUGUAAGUCGAGCAAUUUUCGACAGAUCGAGACUACAACUAAUCACAAGCCGAUUGACUGCGAAAAACAGCCAUUAUUAGUAUGUGAUGUUUAAGACCGCUGUGUUAUUCAUUUCCUUCUCUUGGGCCUAAGUUACUCCUUUCUUAAAAGGGCUCCGUGUUACAUCCAUUGUGAGGGAAAGGCGGCAAAGGGAGGAGAAGUACUCAUGUCAAUCAUGAUCCCAAGUUGCAACGCUCACGCGUAUAUGAAAUGCUCGAAGAAAAAUUUUGCGCCGUACGCAAAAAAUGCGACAGUAAAAAAUAUAAUAACAAUAAAUAAAUAUAAUGUGGGAUUAAUAAUGUGGGUCGAGUAAUAAUUGUUAAUGACACUCUUAAGACAGAAACGUCUCCAAGUUUUAUUUCUUAGGUUCGGGUUGCGGUUCUGUUUCCGGCUCCGGUUCCGGAUUCCGGAUUCCGGCUUUUCCAUACGCCCUGUUAUGUCGGUGAGACAAACCGACAUCUUGCUACACGUGUUCGUGAACAUUUAACAUCCGACAAGAACUCGCACAUCUUUCAGCACAUUCAUGGGUCAGAAACAUGCAGAGAUUUGUGCUCAGAGAAUUGCUUUUCAAUCCAAUAAUUGUGCAGGAUUUUUCGACCCUCGACCAUUUGCCCUCGACCCUCGACUAGUUACCCUCGACCCUCUACCCUCGACCAAAAGGCAAACUCGUAUAAAAGUGUCUCUAAAAAUCCUGAGUCUUUAAGUUUAUGUUUUAAGCCGGCUUCCCGGUGUUUGCUUUUUUCAAAGAUGAACUCGAGGCAAGAAAAUCGCUCAAAGUUUUCUUUCUACAAGCAAAUUUAUAACUAAAUAUUCUUCGGGAAGUUUUCUUUCUAUUAGCGGUGAGAAAAUAUAUCUAAAGGCUUUUUAAAGUUCUGUAAGCUUAUAUCAAACCUGAUAAUAGGUCAGAUCAUUGUCUCAAAUCUUACAAACGUGCAUAAUUAACUUGCCGCAUGAACUGUGCUCGACUUCAUGAGGUUACAUAUAAAAAAACAAAAAUCAUAUAUAAUAAUUACUCAGGCUUACCAUUCGAGAUGCAGCUCCUGAAGGCUAUCAAGUAAGACCAGAAUCGCUUGAGACUUUAAACUCCUCUUACGUAUCAAGCAAGGUGAAAAACGAAAACGGUAUAAUGCCAUCCGAAACCGGAUUUCCGACUUUGACAAGCGACGCAUUUCUCAACCAAAAACCCAAUGAACAAACCAGCCAUGAAUAACAGACGACUCUUGAUAGCAGCUCUACUUCAUUUUGUACAUCCAGUGGAAAAAGACAUUAAAAAACAUCACAAGUUGACACAAAACUCUGUCAGCUUCAGCUGUCAAAGUAAACAAGUUUCAAGAUGCUGCAUAAAUUUUCCGCAUGAACUCACCUGUCAAAUUUUGACCAAUCAGAGCAUAAAAAUUGGACGUAGAGCGUGACCAACGCGUGACCAUGGUAAGAAAGGGUCUUCCCCGCCUGUAUUUUUAAAUAACUGGCUGAAUUUUCGUGUCCGAGGUAAGUUUGAAAUCAAAAUCUUAAUAGUGCUGGGCCAUAGUGACACAAAAAACCGACAUAUUUCAUAUAAAUUUUUAAAAAACAAACUUGAGCCUGCGAUCAUUUGAAAACUAGUAACUUGUCAGCGGAUAACUUCAAAAAAUACUCGACCUCGAUGGGUCGACACCUGAGCCCGCGAUACGGUCAGGUGAUACUGGUCAGCGGAUACCCUGUUUUGACAGCUGUCAAUUGAUCACAACAUUGAUGUGCAAUCAGUUUUCUCUUGGGCUCCCAAACUAGCUAGAAAGUGCGAGAGUAAACAUUGGUAUGCCUGUGGUGCGGACGGACGGUCGUACGUUCGUUCGGUGUACGGUCACGUGAUAACCAAAUUUUCUGGGAUGGGUAGAUUUACUUAGCUAUGGGGCUCCGCCCACGCGCGCGCGCUUCGUGCGCGGGUGGAGCUCCGCUAAUAUUCCUGUAAUAACGUCUUGUAAGGUCAGACAGACGAAUUCUCUUGUCAAUGUGUAAAAGUCUGUAAUAUUGAAAUUCCUUCCAAAACUGCUUUCUGUGUCUGCAUUCGAAAAAGAUGUGGUAAAGGGAUUCCGAAUCCGUUUUGCAUAGUGAACAUUUAUCAUCUUGGAUAUAACCUACUUUGCAUAACUUUUUAUUAAUAAAUAAAAUUGAAUUAAGGACUUUGUAUUGAAAAGCUUUUAGAUAAGGUUCAAACGCUACCUCAUUUGGAAGAAGGAAUGCUUUUUUCAGCUGGUCUUGGGUUAGAUUGAAAUCUUGACACAAGUGUUUCACGCGUGUUUUGUCCAAAUCCUAAUAAUUUCCCAAGUCUUUUUCGGGCAACGUAAAACCGUUAACCGAAAAACAGUAGUCGGUUGCAGUAAAUUGACCUCGAUCUUAAGGUCUGUGUUGUCGUUUCCUCCGGCUGAGAUGUGAAUUCCUCGAAGAAACGCCGCCCGUGCUCAUUUCGUAGUCAGAAACAAACGUGCUCGGACAGAUAUACCUGAGCAUUAGGAGAAGGUAGCUUAUCAUCUCAAUACCUAUUUCUUGAAUUGCAUACAAAGUACAGCUGCAAAGUUGUUGAAGAUGGGUUGCAGUGCAUUAAAAUGCAUGUAGCAGAAGUUUCAGGAACAAGUCAUUCAACUUCAACUUCUUCAUCUAGAGUACUGUAUUUAAAAAAAUAGUACGAUUAGCAAUCGGCUUUGUUUUGAGAAUUAGCAAGCAUCAAAACUACUUGUCCCGAAAAUUCGAACUGUUGGCUCGUCCUACCUCAGAGCAACUCGUUUUCGAAAUUUUAAAACCAUUCCACAGCUGAAUUUUGAAGGACUUUCUAGUUAGGGACUUCUGUUCCAACGAUUUUUCUGAAAUUUAUUUGGUAUGUUUAUUAUAUCAACAAAAGGAGUGACCAGAAAUUUUAGUAAAAAAUAUCUGCAAAAUUUUUUACUAGACGCGAUUUUUUAUGAACAGUAGGCCCAUUUAAGCGCAAAUUUCGUUUCAAAUAUUUACCACCAAUGAAAUGAUAUUAUUUAAUAUAUUAUUGCCGAAUGACAUCUGUACUUUUUUUCAAAGUUUCAUAACCAUCGCGCCAAAAAGUUAUGGCGAAACGUUCGUCAUAGCUCAAUGUCCCUAUAUUAAUAUGAAAAUUCAAUAAGUAAACGUAGAAAACAAAGGUCUUUUAUAGAAAAAAAAUGCAAAUUUUGAAAAAAAAACAUUUGUUACAACUCGGUUGCCAUGGUAACGUCAGUGUUGACGUACACGUCACGACGACUUUAAAAUGUUCCCAAGAACUUUUUGGAAAAGUCGCCAAGUUUGGCGCUCUUAGCUUGAACGGUUUUAAGUUAUUCAUCUUCUUAGUGUGGGGGGAGGGGGGCUCGGUCUGAAUAGGGUUAAAGAACCGUGCGCUGGCAUCCCUAUAAUUUUACGGGAAAAAUAAAGAAAAUUAGUUCACACUGAACUGAAUAGCAUAAUUAUAGAAAGUUAUUACCUUACAAUACAAGCUAAAAUUAGGCAAAUAGACAACUGCCAGUAAUGUUUCACAUCCAGUAGCAGUCGGAACAGUUAAAAACUGGUACAUAACAUUUUGGGUGCUUUCCAAAAGUCAGAACUGGCCAGCCGGACCGUUCAUUUUGAAAGUAAAAUGUUAGUCUUUUUUCGAAAUUUUUUGAGAAAUGUGGUCGUUUUCGAUAAAUUUUUUGAAACAGUGUUUUAGUGAGAUACAAAACGGAUAUUUGAAAAAUGGUCACUUAUGGAAGGUGGUCACUAACUAGAAGUGGUCGCUAUGAGGGAGUUGAUUGUAUUUAGUGCCGAUAUUGUAAACAAACAGUCCACUUUUAGGACCUCUAAUGGUAAAUACUUGUUUAGUUUUCGUUUUAAUUGUUUAAUACUUACUCAGUGUUGUAGUUUAUAUCUAUUGUAAACAUUUGACAUUUUUAGCCAAAAACAGAUGAAGAGCCAUCGAGGGAUAGUCUGUUAAUAAACCGCUUACUUGCUUACUUACUCACUCACUCACUCAUUCACCCUCUUACUUACUUACUUACUUACUUACUUACUUACUUACUUCUUACUUUCUUACUUACUUACUUACUUUCUUACUUUCUUACUUGCCACCCUUGCCCUUACCCUUACUUACUUACGUACUUACUUACUUACUUUUGCAUUAACACACCUUAUUUGCUGCCACCUACCUGAUGAUUCUUCACUUCCUGUAUUCACUUAUCAUUUACUUUCUUAAUUACUUACUUCUUUGCUUUUUAAAUUGCCCACCUACUUGCCGGUCUUCUUCUUGCUUUCUUAUUCCUUGUUUAUUUCUUACAUUUUUUGCGUUCUUUUCUUUCUUUCUUUCUUUUUCUUACUUCCUUAACCUUACUUGCUUACUUGUUGCCUUGCCAUUACAGUACUUACUUCCUGACAUUCUGACCGACUUACUUACUUACUUACUUACUUACUUACUUACUUACUUUCUUUCUUACUUACUUACUUACUUCUUACUUUUCUUACUUACUUACUUACUUCUUACUUUCUUACUUACUUACUUCUUACUUAACUUACUUACUUCUUACUUACUUACUUACUUACUUACUUACUUACUUCUUCUUACUUACUUACUUACUUCUUACUUUCUUACUUACUUACUUACUUACUUACUUACUUAUAUUUUGCAGCUCCUGCUGAGAUACGUGCGCGGGGUCUUGCAGCUGUUGAAGCCUACAACAAAGCCCUUUCACAUGGGAAAACCUUGGUCAAGAGGCUUCCGCUAAUGUUGAUUGGACAAGACCGAGCAGGAAAGACCAGCCUAAAGAAAUCUUUGAGAGGAAUUUGUUUCGAUCCGGAGGAAGACAGUACUGAUGGUAUAGAAGUGGAUCCGUCUUUCUUCAACGUGUCUACCGAGACAUGGAGGACUGGGGAACCGGAUAGGGGGCAGAACUCUGAUCAAGUCCCUACCUUUGAUUAUCAAACAGCAAGACGUAUUGUAGAUAGUCUAGAGAGAGAAAGGAAAGUUAGAAAUGUCCAAACAUUUGCAGAGGAGGGUUUAAGUAUUUCUGAUUAUGAAAGCAUUGAGGUUCCAGGGGAAUUGAAAACCAUCGAGCCAUCAAGAGAAACGGAAAAUGUUCACAAACCAAAGGAUUCAGACCCCACCCACAGUAUACACAUCCCCAGUGUUACACCUGAUCUAACAGAAGAGAAACUGGAGGAAGUUAACUCCUCAGCUUCAGGAGUUCCUGAUGAGGUAGCGUCUCUUGCUGAAGCUUUACUUCAACGCAACUUUGAAGAUAAUGGAGAAGAAAUUUAUUCAACUUUCUGGGAUUUUGCUGGACAGUCUGUUUACUAUGUGACACAUCCACUUUUCCUAACAAAGAAGGCGAUAUACCUCUUGGUUUAUGAUCUCAGCUUAAAUCCAUACGACAAAGCCAAGCCCGUGGUGAAGAGAGGGGUGUACAAGAAAACCUUGGAGGGUUUCAGUAGUCUCAAGACCAAUUUGGAUUACCUGGAGUUUUGGAUGACGUCCGUGGCCUCUUUAGCUAGUACUCAGGAGGAAGAUUUGACAUCAGAGCUACUUCCGGAGAAGCUUCCUCCAGUUUUCUUAGUUUGCACUCACGCUGAUACCCCUUACUGUGGUCGUGAUCCCCAAGAACUAGCCACUGAGAUAUUUGGUUCUCUAAGAAGCAAACCGUAUGGGUGUCAUUUGUAUGACGUGUUUUUUGUGGAUAACACAAGUUUACGUGUUAACACGUCUGGAUGCCCCGAAGUCCAGCGCUUGCGGAAGGAAUUAGUCUCUGUGGCCAAAGAGCUACCCCAAACACACCACACGGUUCCAAUAAAGUGGUUGAAAUUUGAGAAGGUGCUUCAGGUAGAGAAAGAGGGACAUCAGUGGAUUUACUUGGAGACAGCAAAAAAUAUUGCAAACGCCUGCGGCAUUGAUGAAGACAAGGAAAUCGAGACCAUGAUGAACUAUUUGCAUGAUUUAAAAAGCUUAAUCCAUUUUGACGAUACUGAUGAACUAAAUAGAUUAGUAGUCUUGGAUCCUCAGUGGUUAAUUGAUGUUUUCAAGAAGGUGAUAACUGUCAAGCCGUAUCAUUCUAAAGAAAAGAAGAAGUUUGUCGACUUAUGGUGUAGGCUUGAGAAGGAGGGAAUCUUGACUGAAAAGCUUUUGGUGCAUGCGUGGGACUCUUUGUUCGACAACAAGGAAACUUAUCAGAAUCUUAUUGAAAUCAUGAAGAAAUUUAGCUUGCUAUGCCCUUGGCCGUCAGAUGAUUCAGACAACAAGAGCUAUCUAGUGCCAUCAAUGCUGAGGUCACAUCCACCAGAAGAGGCCCUUAGGCUGGUUGAGACUGCAAAAAUUCCUCCUCUAUAUGUUAAAUUUUCAAACGGUCAGGUCCCUCCAGAUUUGUUUCCAAGGCUGGUUGUUCAGUUCUUUCAGUGGGUCAAAGACAAAUGUCAGAUCUUACAGAAGCCUCAGUUGUUCCAUGAGUUUGCCAGAUUUUUCAUAUCUGCAGAUGGCGACUCGGUAAUUCUUAUUUGCCGCUCUUCUGUCAUUGAAGUCGUAGUUCACGGUGAUAAUCACAGUUGUGAGUUGGUAGAACAUUUCUCUGCAAGUGUGAAAUUAUCAGCGGAUGUCCAGUUUGAGAACACUGAAGUAAUCUGUGCUAGUGCUGUACAUAGGCAGCUGUGCUCAAUACUGGAGUGCAUGCACAGAGAGUCUCGCUGGCAAAGAGAUAUGAGAUACGAAAUGAGUUUUUUAUGUCCUGUCUGUUCUCAUGGUGGUGUUGUUGGUCACUGUAGAAAUCAUGAUGCUCAACAAUGCAAAGAGGAGGAGUGUCUCCACUUCCUGGCUGAGUCAGAGGUGCGCAAGAACAGAAUCAUUUGCACCAAUUCUCCGUUUGCUCCAAAUCCUAAAGUGCAGGUUAAGCAGUUUACACCUUGGUUUCUCUCUCAAAUUGAACAGGUAAACACUUAUUGUUUUUUAACAGAUCCCACUGAGUAAGGUCUUCAACAAACAAUGCUCCUGGAGUGAAUUUAUCUUUGCAUAUUGUUUCCAAAUUAUGACUCAUGUAUUGAAGAUUUCCUGUAUGUUUCUACCUACUCCUUCACGCUCCGUUGCAUCUUGUAGGUACCAAUAGGGCCGUUUUAGUUCGCUUAAGUUCAGAUUUUCGCUCAAAAUUGCAUUCUGUUCACUCAUGAAUAUUAAUAUCAUUUCCCUGCUCUACACCAAAAUAUUAUGAAAGGGAAUUACAGUUUGCCUUCUUUGCAGGCUGGGAUUAACGUCUUUACAACUAGACGUCAUGUUUUAACUGAAAAAAAUACCCCGUAGUGUUUGUAAGCACAGAUGAUAAAGUGCGUACAGUAUUCAUGAAAGUAUUUAUGAUACGACAGGUCUUUGGUUUGCGUCUUCAACCCAAAGGUUUCUUCACUUGGGACGCAGAUGUUCAAAAAUGGACUACUUCUAUACUAAAGGGAAUUCAUUCUCGCUAAGGCCAUUGGCAUAGAAGACCCAUAUAACAACUAGAACUAUAUAAGUGAUACUAGUUACAUUUUGUCUUCUGCAGGAAGCUCGUCCUUCAAAGUUAGGUGGGCAAACAAGACACGGAGCAGUGGAAAGUGAUGCAGGAAAUUCUACGAGAGAGUUAAAAAUUACUCUUUUGGCGAGUGAGUGGAAUUCAUCCAUGGGUGGCUUGUCAACGAUAAAUACAAAGCUUGCAGUUCUACUAGCUAAACAGCCUCAAGUCAGUGUUACCUUCCUUGUUCCACAAAAUGCUUGUUCUGAGAAAGAGAGAAAAAGAGCGUCACAACUAAAGGUAACCAUUCGUGAAGCAGAGGAGCGUCCAGGCUUUGAUGAUCCUCUUGACUGGUUGUGCCUUCCACCAGAAGACCUUUCGAUCGACAUCGUGGUUGGCCAUGGUGCAAAGCUGGGCAAGCAAGCCCAAUUCAUUACCAAGUCUCAUCGUUGUAAGUGGGUGCAGAUGGUGCACACUGUACCUGAAGAACUUGGAAUGUACAAGGAUUAUCCUGAAGCAAUUGGCAAAGGUGAAAUGAAGAAUAGAACCGAGGUACAAUUGUGUAAACUGGCACAUCUUGUUGUUGCUGUUGGGGCCAAAUUAAAAGAGGCUUAUUCCUCCUACCUUCGCUCUAGUGAGAAAUACCAACAUAUCAUUCAGCUAACUCCAGGUACAUUCGAUGAAUUCAAAACAAUAAAGCAAGCUUCCCAGGACAGCGAGAAGUUUAAGGUUUUAACCUUUGGUCGUGGUGACCUUGAAGACUUCAAACUCAAGGGAUACGACAUUGUUCCUAAAGCAUUAGCUGAACUAAGGGACAGCUCCUAUUGUCUGGUUUUUGUGGGGACACCCAAAGGAAAACAGGAGGAAGUCGUGAAACGCUUGCUCCAGACUGGAAUCUCUGAAGAUCAGCUUCUUGUAAGGGCAUUUAUACAGGACAGAGAACAGUUAAAAGAUCUCCUUUGUGAGGUUGAUCUUGCCAUCAUGCCUUCCAGAACAGAGGGUUUUGGAUUAUCAGCCCUUGAGGCGUUGUCUGCUGGUCUUCCUAUUCUGGUGAGUGGCAAUUCAGGUUUCGGACAUGCACUGCGUGAGCUUCCACUAGGGCAGUCGUUUGUUGUUGAAUCCAAAGACCCCAGGGAAUGGGCGAAGGCAAUAGCUUCUGUCCGUGGGAAAGGAAGAGAACAACGUCUUAAAGAAAUCCAAUGCUUGCGAAGAAGCUAUGAAGAAAAGUACAGUUGGGAAAACCAGUGUGGAUCUCUUGUCGAAAGACUGUGGAGUAUGGCAUACGGUGAGAUUUUCAUAAAUUAUUGACCUCACAUACAUUUUAAAAAGAAAUGGACGCACGUUUCAACACCCGGAGUAGUCAAUCGAUAAAAAUCGGUAUCGAUUUGAAAAUCGAUAAAUCAAUAAAAAUCGGUACAUCUGAUUUGAUUGAUAUCGAUUGUAUCGAUCAAUCCGAGUAGAAAUCGAUGACACACUCGUUUCGUUUAUCGAUUUGUCUUGAUUUUUACCGAUUUCAUCGAUUCGUAUCGGAAGAAACAUCUGUUCAUCUAUCUGUUCAUCAAAAAAUUGAACUGACUUCAUGCAAACAGUAAAUUUAUUGACAAUUGAGUGGCAAUUGAGAGUCAAAGGAUCAAACAUUUAUCACAAUAUUGUUUAUAAAACAUCAUCUCUUAUAAAGAAAUUUUUUAAAAAAUCUUAUCUUUUCUUUAAAACCAGGUUUAAAAUCUUCUUUUGUUGGCUGAUAUUGGCCAGGUCUGUGGGCGCCCAGUUUUUUAGGAUUUAGAUCUACCACCCUUUCAAGUCUUUCAAAAUAACUUCGGUGUAGAUCCGGGUACAGUUACAUCCCAUAGGACUGGGAAUAGUUAAUAGAUAAAAAUCGAAAUUGAUAAAAAUCGUUAGCAAUCAAGUGAUUUUUAGCGAUUCAUAUCGGAAAACAGUGAAAAUCUAUCGAGGAAAAUCUUUUCGCCUGAAUCCAGACUCGAAAAAAUGUCUGAAAUUCAGGCUAGGAAAUCUUUAUCUAAAGAUGCAUUUCUCGUGAUACUUGCCUGCGAGAACUGAAUGUAAUUAAACCGAACCGUUUUUGUUAUUAUGUACUAAAUAAAGGGAGAAAAUUGUGUGUGUAAUAGUUUUCCACUUUUCUCAUUUUGAUGUUUGCUGAUCAGUUGUUACUCGUGGAUGUGUUUUCUUAGCUGUACUAUUUAACUCAUGCCAAAGAGCAAAAACGGCGGACUUCGUUAUAAAUCGUUAAAACCAUAAAAAAUCGAUAAUAUCGAUUUAACACAGCUGUGCAGUUUAUCGAUUUUCACCGAUUUCCGUUAUCAAUCAAAAAAAUCACUUCAUUGCCACCGAUUUUUAUCGAUACCGAUUUCUAUCGAUUGACUACUACGGAAAUUAUAAAACCAAACCGUUUUUGUUAUUAUGAACAAAACGAAGAGUUUUAGAGGGAAACUUGUGUGUGUGAUAGUUUCUACUUUCUCAUUUUCAUGUUUGUUGAUCAGUUGUUACUCAUGGAUGUGGUUUCUCAGCUGUACUAUCUAACUCAUGCCAGAAAACAACAAUUGCGGUCUUCCGCUAUAAAUCGUUAAAACCUUGAAAAAUCGAGAAUAUCGAUUUGUCACAGCUAUUCAGUUUAUCGAUUUUCACCGAUUUCCGUUAUCAAUCGAUAAAAAUUACUUGAUUGCUACUGAUUUUUAUCGAUACCGAUUUUUAUCGAUUGACUACUCCAGGUUAAACAGCGUCGGGAUAUUUUUUCCAGGUGUACAGUCGUGCACGGUCUUUUCAAACAUGCUAUUUUAGGGUUAAGAAUGGAGGAGUUAAAGUCAUGGUUAAGAUUCAUCUUGACUUAAAAAACCUCGUUCUGAAAUAUAUGUAAGAAACACAAAACUUGAGCAAACAUGGCCUUGGCCUGGCUCAUAUCAGACAUGUCUCUAAUAAAAUGUUACUUCCUUCAUUUUCCUUUGGCAUAGCCUUUGGUAAAGCCAAACAAGGUGGUUAGGGUUGCAGGAUAAUAAUAACAGAGGUGAAUUAUUGUUCAUCAAAUCUGUCUGUUAUGAAGGAUGUCAAAUAUAAAAACUACCAUUUUGGUAAAAUUUGAGACUGCUAACCGUAACCUUGUCGCUGCAGUUUUGAUGGUUCCUUGUGUUUACUCUUCAGUAGUCCCGUUUGGACGUAGUACCAACUGAAGGUUAAAGCCCACUCCUGGAUAUGUUCAUGAAAGAAAGCGUGCAUAUCACCCAGUAAAGUUUCCCCUUAAGUUCUUCCGGAUUUUUGACCAACUUUUUGCUUCCAAGCUCUUGAUAUUUUAAUGCGAAUGUAAUUGUUUUCGUUACAGUCAAACUGAGCUUGCGCACAUGUCACAUGAAAUGACAAUGUAAAAUUUCUUGUGCUCUUUUUUUUCUUUUACAGCUAAUAACUAAGAUUCACUUCCUGUGGAGUACAACUAGGAAUGGUGGCAUAGUGAACUACUGUCUCAUGACAAUUUAUCGGAAGUCUUGGUCCAUUCACUAUUAUAACGGGACAGUGCAUUUUUCCACUUUUGUUUUCUCCGACAACGCGGUUCUAAUUCCACAAAAUUAAAGUCAGCUAUUCUCAGAAACUGCCCUUGGAGUUCUAAAUGGCGACCAUUUGUUGCCAAAAUAAAAAUUAGUUAAUAUGAGAUUUCUUACCCUUGUUUAAUAAGGAAUUGCCGCCGGACACGGUUGAAAUAGAGACGACCGAUAUGAGGAUCGUCUUUUCUGGUCUCGUCUUAACCCCUUUUGUUUAACCGCGUUGUUUUAAGAACGUUCUUGCUGUGAUAAGAGCUCGACGGAUCUUAAUGAAAAAGGGGAACUGCAAGCGGUCUACUUUUUCAAUAGGGUAUCAUUUUCCUAGGAUGAUUCAAGCGUCAUGUGUCUUAGACAUUUAUAUAUAAUUAGCGUGGUUUUCUAAAUAAAUACUAAGUAAGCGGUACCUGAGUUCUGUUAGUGUGAUCUUAGUUAGAUAACAAGUUGGAGCC